This is a messenger RNA of Malassezia globosa CBS 7966, 4668 nucleotides long. RefSeq lists its product as uncharacterized. Bases 1 to 4668 code for a protein of 1555 amino acids. Gene Ontology annotation, molecular function: protein binding. The transcript has a single exon. Gene Ontology annotation, cellular component: cytoplasm. The record is from RefSeq and is a predicted model, not a curated record. NCBI's taxonomy places the organism in Eukaryota, Fungi, Basidiomycota, Malasseziomycetes, Malasseziales, Malasseziaceae.
AUGGGCGUGCCGCGUGUGCCGCCAAGGAUACCAUGGCAGCACCGGCAUGUGGGUGCAACAGAAAGGGCGCAGCGGAACAAUGAUGAGAGAGAGAAUGCGAGUGAAUGUGAAGAAGCGGACGGCUGGUCAGAGACUGAUUCCGACGCCGAGGAAUCGAUCCAAAGCAGCGGCUCUGUUUGGUCGAGUGCUUGGUUCCAUGUGUUCCCAGCGAGUGAUCGCACAACGGCGUCGCAAGGAGAGGCGCGGUUCGCGGUAGGCGGCAGUGAUGGAUCUAUUUCCAUCUUUUCACGUACGGCGUAUUCGAUGGCGUCUGAAUCUGUAAGUGCAACUCUAUGCAACUCAAUACACCUGAGCGUGAACAGUUCGUCAACGACAUCGCCAGCGACAUCGCCUUCGACAUCGCCUUCGACAUCGACAUCGUCGGCGAAAGACCAAAAUAAGUUGAUAACGCGCAAAAAGCACCGACGGAACUUGCAAAUGCUUGUUUCUAGUAUGUACUCACCCACAACGUCGGCGGCUUCAGGCGCUGAACAAUCAAGCAUGACCUGCAGUCCGAGUUUCACAAGUCGAGGCGCCGAUGGUGCUCAAGGAUCGGAUGGAAGUACUGCGGGCUCGACGGGGAUAUACUGUGCACUUCAAAGCCCAUUGCAUGCGCCACAGAGUGCAACGAUCGGCAUGACAAAGGCCACGUCUGGACCAGCCCAGCUAGACGAGCGUUCUUUCGGCGGUCAGGCCGAGCAUUUGCUGGAGGCACAAUACCAAUCUACGGACAUACCCAAAGUUAUCGAGCAUCCAGUGCUGGAUCAUCAUCCGCACUAUGUGCCCCGCACCCAUGAGCCACACCAAGAUAUGCAUCUUUCGAAGCAGGAUGCACACCGAACCGUUCCCGAUAACCAAUCGCGUCCCGCUUUACCACGAGUCGUUAGUGGACACACUUCACCCGAGAGAGAAAGCUCUUCUGAUACUUGGGCGCUUCAUGAUGGCACGUGCAAGUGUGUGUACCGACUCUACUCAUCGGAUACCUCAGCGAUCGUCUCAUUGCACGUUGACAACGACCUGCGAACACACCCACUUCUCAUCUCGUGCCAGGCAUCCGGCCGUAUAGUUGUAUGGGAUGCUACUUUCAUGACGCUUAUUGGGAGUGCUAUGAUUCGGUGCACUGAGCACAAGAGUGGUCAGGCUGGUCAUAGUGCUGAUGACGAUCAUGAAGAUGCCGGUGAUGUCGUGUGUGUGCAUCUUGAGCAUCAGAUUUUUGGAUCAACUUACAAGACUGUGGCAACUGCAGCAUUCUCCAUGCCAGCACCGGUCGGAUGUAUGCGUGUUCAACGUGUUCGAAUGACGGCCGACUCUGACGCAUCGAGCGCGUACGUCGCACUAAGCUGGCCGCAAGCGAGUCGUGCUUGUAUUGUAUGGGUCGACAUGACACGCGCUAUUCUUGUGCCAUGUUUAUUUGUAAGCUUGCCGGAUGAUCUGCAGGGGGAUUCACCUAUUGACUGGGAAUUGCAUGCUACUGGGAUGUCGGUAUGGUCGACGCCGCUUGCACCGGCCUCAGCUACGGCUCCUCCUUCACUGACGCCAACACUCGUUUUGGCUUACACAACGUCACACCAUAUGGUCGCAACGACAAAGUAUGUGUGGCAAGAUUCACUGGCGCUGCAGUAUUUCGAUAUGCUCUCACAUGGUCCCCACGCGCCCAGUGCGCCGCCGUCCUUGCCACCGUCUAUGGUCGUUAAGGAGCCUGUGCACCCAAUGAGCAUGACUGAACUCGGCGCACUGGAUCAGAAAGCGUUGCAGCUUGUUCUCCUGCAAGACAUUUGUGUAAUCACGACGAAAUCUUUGGUCUGUUCGAUGGACCGGCAUGCCCGCUCCGGAGUCGUGGACUCAUGCCAAUUACCUAGUCGGCCUGAGCGUCUUGUCAUUUUGGGCUCCUUACUGGGUGUGGUGUGUGUAGACGAUGUGCUUACGCUGCGAAUGUCGCCUGCAAGUCUACAACUGAAGGCCACUGAGUCACGGCCGUCUUUGCCUCACGUUGCUACUUUUUUGCCUGAGACAAUCCAGCUCAUAUGUGCCAAUACAAAUGGGGAUGAUAAGAACACCCUGGACAUGGAUCACGAGACCGAAUACUUAGCGGGCCAUACCCAUGGUGAUCCGGGGGCGAAUGUCACCACUGGCACCAGCUCUGACACAGCCCCAUCCACGUACCCAGCCUCUGCCACCCAAUCCUCACCCAAUCGUUUGCCAUGGACGGCCGUAUGGCCUCACAGUCUCAGUCGGAUUCUUUUGGCUCUAUCGUCGGGUGGUAUUUCCAUAACGACAUGGUCCAACUGGCUGAGCCAAGCCGUUCUACAGGACCGCUCUCCCGUGCCACACUCUGCGUCGUUAUGGGACGCCGAUGUAUCUGUAUUGCAAAGUGUCACAAAUCCCCGUACCGGCACGCGCCAUCUUAUUGGCGGCUCUGUCUUGGGAGAUAUUGGCGUUUGGCACGCCGACACGCUCCGUAUCGAGGCAUCGUGGUCUUGGUUCACAUCGUCCGUCCAAGCAGUCGUGCCUCUCCAUGGUGUCCAGCCCGUGUCGCGUUUGUUUGGUUGUGUCUUGUGCGUUGCGACCGACGGCACCUGUGCAUUACUUGCACUUGACGAUGUGCGCCUUGUUCAACUGUUCCCGCCCGCUGAUGUGCCCUUGUCUCUUGUGGGCGUGCAUGGAAACCGCCUGCUUCUUCAAUAUGGGCAUCAUCGUGUGCGUGUGUGGGAUGUCGAGACUCAAGACCUUGUUCGGAGUGAGGUCGGCGAGUCGAUUCACACACUCUUUCAUGGUCCGACCGCGUCUCCCUGGGCAUGUACUCGUAUUCCAGCCAUCGGUCACACACACGUUUCAACCGGCAUGCUUACGUCCUGCGGCUGUGCACAAGCCGAGACAGCGGGCAUCUUGUUGGCUAAUGUCCGACGCGCCGUGGAUGUUGUAUCCAAGCAGGCUCGUCUGGCACUUCAUGUGCCAUCUUUAGCCCCGCGUCUUGAGUCCUACACGCGCGCGCUACUGCCCGGUGCCUCAGCUGGUCUUCCGGCAAGCUCGUCCACCGGAUCAAUGGCCUCUGAUGCAAUGUCAGACACAUGUAUUCUUAGCCGCGAAAGUGCAGCCAGAGUGCAGGGUGUCUUGCUGCCACUUACCUCUACGCUCGUCCCUGUGGGCCUUGAUCCGAUCUUUGAUCUGAUCACACCGUCGCCGUCCUUUGUCCCUCUAGGUAUACCUGGCGCCGUCCAGGCGCAUGGCUGCAUGAGUAUGGCGUGCGAUACAGCACCCUAUGUGCGCUUUUGCAUAAGCCCCGAAGCGACUGCACAGCAUCUCCUCUUGAAUAUGGCUCUUGCGCUCCUGAACCGUGUGUUGGACGCCCGGUCACAGUCGACGAUCGAUGCUCUUGGAUCACCUGCUUUCAUGCAACGAGUUGCUGGUCCUGCAUUCGUAUUCCCUUCUUUGAGCUUCCUUGCUCUGUUCAUUCUCGAUGAGAACGAAGUGCUGCGCACGUCGGCCAAGAUCUUGUUCCAUGCGUAUGCUGCCGCUGCACCAGCUCGCGUACUGUCACGCUUGGAACAAAGUUGGUCUAUGCAUCUGCCGACAUCUGCGCGACGUCCGACGCCUCUCACAUCACAUGCCGUUCUUCUUCUUGGCCUGCUUUGUGCCGAGCGGUAUGCUUACUUUUCCCCUGCUCUACUGAAGCAUGUAGCGAACAUGGUGCUUCACUUUCUCGCGAAACCAGAGCGUGGCACUCUACAGGCGUAUAUCGCACUGGAACUUUGUUCGGGAUGCCAUGUAUGGCAACAUUACAUCGAUACCGUGGACAUGGUCCGUCGCGUGUUCGCGAUCGCCACACUUACUGAGCCAGAAGAGGAAUCGUCGGCGACGAAUUCAACGACGUCUGCAUCUACCUCUGCGUCGACGUCGCACGUCCGUCUGAUGGGGCUCACGCUGCGCGGACUUGCGCGUCGUGUGACACUUGAACUCGCCGAGAAGCACAGUACACUUUUCAUGAGUACGCUCGCGAUGGACAUUUUGCAUGCGCCAUCUGUCGUACAAAGCCAAGUGACAUUGCGACUCGUGGCCUUUAUCAUUCAUCAAAAACCUCUUGUCCUAUAUCCAAGUCUUCCACGUCUCGUCGAAGCCGUCGUCAAGUCACUCGAUCCUACGCAUGCAAUGGUGCGUUCGAGUCUCGCAAAGUCGGCGACUCUCAUGAUCAACGAACUUGUGCAGACGUAUCCGACCAUCGCCUUCCACGGCGGCACACAGCGCCUUGCUGUCGGUACACACGAUGGGCCUGUCGUCCUGUACGACCUGAAGACAGGCACCCGGUUGUAUGUUCUUGAUGGCCAUAAGUGUGCGGUCACAGCGUGUUCCUUUUCUCCUGAUGGCCGCCGCUUCUUGUCCAUGAGUCUCGCAGAGGAGCUUGUGCUCAUCUGGCAGCUGCAUGCCGGCGUGCUCGACAUGUUCCGCCGCCCAUCACGCUUCGGUGCGCGCCAUGAACCUUCGUCAGACUGUCGUUCCAUUCAGAUCCAUCUCGGCCCUGCGGCUCAGUUGUCACAGGCCGAUACUCUGCGUCAGGUAAAAUUCGAAUGGCGCGACUCGCGAAGCGUGCGCUUGUGUGUCGGUCAGGCGCACGUGAACGUGGGGGUCGUGUAG